AUGAUCGAUGAUCCGCAAACUGGAGGGCAAUUACCACGUGAUGGCAUUCAAAUUCACUACCGUAUCGUGGUUGAGGCUGCAGCUCCGAGUGGGGCUCAAAUUGAAGGGCUAUUGGUGAAGAAAAUGGAUGCCAGGGAAUACGAACCGAGUGGGGAGGUGGAGAGAAAUAAUAAAUACGGUAACACGUCCCAUUGCGUCACGGAUCGUACGCUGAAAAAGAUUUGUCAUUGCCUUGAGAUUGCG
Messenger RNA from Mesorhabditis spiculigera, 243 nucleotides. The record is from the annotation of a GenBank genome assembly. NCBI's taxonomy places the organism in Eukaryota, Metazoa, Nematoda, Chromadorea, Rhabditida, Rhabditidae.